Colletotrichum aenigma is the source of this 2901-nucleotide messenger RNA. RefSeq names its product Ankyrin repeat domain-containing protein 50. The transcript is spliced from 2 exons. NCBI's taxonomy places the organism in Eukaryota, Fungi, Ascomycota, Sordariomycetes, Glomerellales, Glomerellaceae. The record is from RefSeq and is a predicted model, not a curated record. Gene Ontology annotation, molecular function: protein binding. The coding region runs from base 1 to 2901 and encodes 966 amino acids.
AUGAAAUAUGCUUAUGGAAUCAUGCGCAAAACUCGUCCACAUUGGAUUACUGUCGCAUUCUUCUUCAACGCCCGGGGAGAGGAAAUCGAAAAGUCCAUCACCGGAAUGUUCCGAUCAAUCCUCCUACAGCUGUUUCAAUGUUGUCCAGAACUUCAAUCAGUGUUAGACAACCUUGAACUUGAAUUAAAUGACCCUGAGGAAUGCGCCCCUAUUGACAUUCUCAAGGAAAUUUUCCGCGACGCGAUUCUUUCCCUGGGCCAGCGCUCAUGUACUUGCUUCAUCGAUGCCCUAGAUGAGUGCGAUGAGCAACAAGUCAUGGACAUGGUGCAGUACUUCGAAGAUCUGGCAGAAGAAUCGACGGAGAAAAACGUCGAACUUAGAAUCUGUUUUUCUAGUAGGCACUAUCCCUAUAUAGUUGUCCGCCGCGGCAUCACCUUUGUUUUGGAGGAUCAGUCUGGCCACCGCGAGGAUCUAGCCAACUACUCAGAAAGCCGUCUACGUAUUCAAGACCCUGGCCUCCGCGCAGAACUACUGCCGACGCUUCUGGAUAAGGCGUCUGGUGUUUUCCUUUGGGUUGUUCUUGUUAUCAACAUCCUCAACGACGAGCAUGCUAGAGGCGGAAUGGUCCUGAGAAAGCGACUCGAUGAAAUCCCGAGUGGUCUGAACGAGCUUUUCAAGGACAUGCUGAGGCGUGAUGAAGUGAACAGGGAGAGUCUCCUCCUUUGCGUUCUGUGGAUCCUCUGCGCUAAGAGGCCACUUCAACCAGAGGAGUUCAGUCACGCCUUAUGGGCCGGAUUGUUGGUCAAGAACUUGGCGGACAGCCGGCCUCCGUACCUCAAAAGUACGGAGGCGUCUAACAACGCCGAAAGAUACGUGAUUGGUUCUUCAAAAGGGUUGGCAGAGGUGACAAAAACCAAGCCACCCAUUGUCCAAUUUAUUCACGAGUCUGUUCGCGAUUUCCUGCUCAAGUCCGGGGGUCUACGAGAGCUCUGGCCACAGUUGGGCUUUGAUUGGAUCGUACCGACUCAUGAACGUUUGAAGGAAAGCUGUGAUUAUUACCUCAAACAUCCUUCGGUGUACGAGGAAUGCAGCAGACUAUCAAUGGGCACCCAGGCUAAGGCUCAAGGCGACAUAUUGGAAACAUUUCCUUUCUUGAAAUACGCAAGCCAGAAUGUCCUCUAUCAUGCCAAUAUGGCCGCAGAGGCAAUUCCUCAAAACUGGUAUAUAUCCCAGUUUUCUGUCGCAAAAUGGAUUGAGGUGCACAAUCAUUUCGAGAAACACCGCAUCCGUCGAUACACGGCUGAUGCAGACAUUCUCUACGUUCUCGCGGACAAAGAUCUUUCGAGGCUCAUUACAACCAGGUUACAAGACCAUCCAUCGACACAUAUUCUGUCGCCAGAUGAACGAUAUCGUUACCCGAUCUUCACUGCCUUGGCUCACGGCAAUCAGUCUUCUGUCGCGGGUCUUUUGAACACCGAUACAGUGAUCUUGGACGGCGCUGAUAUAACUCAUGGCCUCGGUUUAAUGAAAGAUUUCCAAGGCUUUCAGAAUCGGACUCCUCUAACUUGGGCUGCUCAAGAAUGCCGUGUCGGGAUCAUCAAGCUUCUUCUCUGGAAUGGGUAUUCUAUCUCAGAGCCUGAUCAAGAGGGUCGGACGGCGCUUUCGAGAGCUUCGGAAAUUGGCCUUGAGCCAGUUCUGCGACUCUUGCUUGACAGUGGCGCGGACAUCAAUGAAGUGGACGGCACAAGGAAGACGCCCUUAAUGUGGGCACCUGCAAAAGAGACAGUCAUUGACCUGCUGAUUGAGUACGGGGCAGAAAUUGACUAUGCCAACACGGACGGAGUAUCGGCGCUCGUACUAGCUUUUCGAGAAUCCAACGUUGCGUUGAUGAAAUUGCUGAUUGGCAAAGGAGCUAAUCCCAGAUUAUGUGGCGGGGAUGGCCGUUUGGCACUGAACCUCGCCAUCAAUACUCCAGAUUUUGACUUAGUCAAGAUUCUGAUUGAUCGGGGAGUAGACCUAAACAGUACUGGGCCCUUGGGAACACCACUGCAGCUUUCUUUGAUCAAUCACAAUGCUGCGUUAGCAAGAUUGCUCAUUGGAAAUGGGGCAAAGACCGACUUCCUCGAUAUGCAUGGGCACACAGCACUUCACCUAGCAAUCAAAACAUCAGAUGCCCCUCUUAUCGAAUUGCUCAUCAGCAAGGGGGCUAGUCUAAACGCGUCUAGCGAUUCUGGACACGCGCUCUACAUGGCUAUAUGUGAGGAUGAUGAAGACAUUGCGAUGUUGCUUAUCCAUGAAGGAGCCGAUGUUCAGCCCCGCUGCGGCUACAGUCCGCUUUUAGCAGCAUCGGAAAGGGGGCUUUGCAAUGUCGUAGAGCUUCUUCUUGAUAAAGGCGCAGAUAUCAACUCUUAUGAUAUUGAUGGGAACCCCCUUUCACAUGCUACGCGACAACGGGGCAUACGAGAAUGCCUUGUUGCCAUGCUGAUUGAAAGAGGCGCAAAUCUGGACUUCAUCGGCAGAUAUGGUAGUCCCUUGAUGCUUGCUGCAGAGGCUCGCAACGAAGCUGUGGGGAGACUCCUGAUCGACAAAGGAGCAAAUGUCAAUCUUAGACAUAAGUCAGCCAAUGCGCUAUCGCGAGCUGUACACAAUGGUGAUGAAAGUAUGGCAGGAAUGCUUAUUGAGAGUGGAUCGGAGUUCGAUCCAGACGAGAUUGCUUGGCUAUCAGUCCUAUUUGCUGCUUCUCAGGGCUAUGUGAAGGUGUGCAAGCUUUUGACUGAGAUGGGGGCGGAUUUGAACGCAUGCGACUCAUCAGGCAACUCAGCACUCGUCCUGGCCGCUCGUCGAGGUGAACAGGCCUUGGAUAUGUGCAGGCUCCUUAUCAACGGUGGGGCAAAUAAAUAG